Molecule: messenger RNA, 864 nt
Organism: Myripristis murdjan (pinecone soldierfish)
Lineage: Eukaryota; Metazoa; Chordata; Actinopteri; Holocentriformes; Holocentridae
Gene: vgll2a
Product: vestigial-like family member 2a
Exons: 4
Coding region: 1-864 (287 amino acids)
Biological process (GO): regulation of DNA-templated transcription
Cellular component (GO): nucleus
Source: RefSeq, a predicted model, not a curated record
AUGAGCUGCUUGGAUGUGAUGUACCAAGUGUUUGGUCCUCAGCCUUAUUUCAGCUCCUACAACCCCUAUCACCACCAGAAACUGGCUUUUUAUUCCAAAAUGCAAGACCCCCAGGAGAGCGGCAGCCGGCACGGCCUGCACCCGGCCAUUAAGGAGGAGGACAAGGAGCCGCCACCGGGUGCCGAGUACCUGAGCUCCCGCUGCGUCCUCUUCACCUACUUCCAAGGAGACAUCAGCGCCGUGGUGGACGAACACUUCAGUCGAGCCCUCAGCCAGCCGGCCGCAUAUCCCGCCUCAGCCAGCAACAAGGCUGCCAGAGAUGGAUCAUUCCCUAUGAGCCAGAGAAGUUUCCCUCCUUCGUUCUGGAACAGCUCCUACCAGCCGUCGGUGUCCUCCACGUUGGGCAGCGCUCUGUCGGCUCCCCACACAGAGCUCUCCUUCCCUGGGGACCCUUACUCCUCCGCCUCCCUGCACAGCCACCUCCACCAGCCCAGCCCUGAUGCCUGGCACCCCUCCCAUCACCACCACCAUCACCACCACCACCACCCGUACUCGCUAGGGGGCGCUAUAGGCACCCAGGGCUCGGCCUACCCGCGCCCGGCGGUGCACGAGGUCUACAGCACGGCGUUUGACCCACGCUACGGCUCGCUACUGGUGCCGUCGGUGAGGCCCCACCACCGUUUGGCUCCCGGCAGUUCGGUACCGGGGCCCAGCGCCUCACCAUGUGACCUUGGGGGGAAGGGGGACUCGGGGGCUGGGACGGCCUGGAGCGGUGCUUUCACUGGAGCCGGAGCUGAGAUUGGACUCAACAUGGACACAGGUCUGCAGGCGCAGGAUAAGAGCAAGGAUUUGUACUGGUUUUAG